UAACCAGAAUCCGUUCGUCAAAUUUGAUGAACAAGACAGAAACACAGUGAUUGCUCAAUCUAUCAAUGGCGGGAGUAGAAUUGCUGGAUAUGUUUCCUCAUCGGGACCUUGAAGAGGGAGCCACUGCCUCUUCUGAUUGGAAUCCAACUGAUGCUGUGCUGUUUUUUGGACUGAGUUUGGUACUUGGAAUUGCUUGCAGACACCUAUUGCGAGGCACUAGAGUUCCUUAUACAGUUGCCUUGCUUGUUCUUGGCAUAGUUCUUGGAUCUAUUGAAUAUGGCACACAUCAUCAAUUGGGAAAGAUAGGGGAUGGCAUACGUCUCUGGGCAAAAAUUGAUCCUGAUUUAUUACUGGCUGUUUUCCUCCCUGCUUUGCUGUUCGAGAGUUCCUUUUCAAUGGAAGUGCACCAAAUAAAGAGGUGUCUGGCCCAAAUGAUCUUAUUGGCUGGUCCAGGUGUUUUAAUUUCAACCUUCUUGCUAGGAUCUGCUUUCAAGCUCACUUUCCCGUAUAAUUGGAGUUGGAAAACAUCAUUGUUGCUCGGGGGACUUCUGAGUGCCACAGAUCCUGUGGCUGUUGUGGCUCUAUUGAAAGAGCUAGGAGCAAGUAAAAAACUGAAUACAAUAAUAGAAGGAGAAUCCUUGAUGAAUGAUGGGACAGCAAUUGUGGUUUAUCAACUUUUUUAUCAAAUGGUCCUUGGAAAGAGCUUUAACUGGGGUGCUAUAAUCAAAUAUCUCACACAAGUCUCGCUGGGAGCUUUGGGAAUUGGUCUUGCUUUUGGGAUUGCAUCUGUUUUAUGGCUCGGGUUCAUUUUCAACGACACAGUGAUAGAGAUUGCAUUAACACUAGCUGUGAGCUAUAUUGCUUACUUCACUGCUCAAGAGGGAGCUGAUGUUUCGGGUGUUCUGACAGUGAUGAGUUUAGGAAUGUUUUAUGCUGCAGUUGCAAGAACAGCUUUUAAGGGUGACGGUCAACAAAGCUUGCAUCAUUUUUGGGAAAUGGUUGCUUACAUAGCGAAUACAUUAAUUUUCAUAUUGAGUGGAGUUGUUAUCGCUGAAGGUGUUCUUGGAAGCGAAGGAAUUCUUGAUAAUGGAGCUUCAUGGGGCUACCUCAUUAUACUUUAUGUGUACGUGCAAGCUUCUCGAUUUAUGGUUGUUGGAGUAUUAUAUCCAUUUCUGCGGUAUUUUGGGUAUGGCUUGGAUUGGAAAGAAGCUACAAUACUAAUAUGGUCAGGUCUGCGUGGAGCUGUUGCUCUGUCACUUUCACUGUCAGUUAAGCGAUCAAGUGACCAAUCAUUGUACAUCAGUUCAGAAACUGGAACACUGUUUGUUUUUUUCACGGGUGGAAUUGUAUUCUUGACGCUGAUUGUAAAUGGUUCGACCACACAAUUCAUUUUACAUCUUCUCAACAUGGACAAGCUCUCAGUGGCUAAGAAACGCAUAUUGGAUUAUACAAAAUACGAGAUGAUGAACAAAGCAUUGGGCGCCUUUGGAGAUCUUGGAGAUGAUGAGGAAUUGGGACCUGCUGACUGGGCUACAGUUAAAAGACAUAUUACAAGUCUCAGUCAUGUGGAGGGGGAGCCACUGCACCCGCACAAUGCAUUUGAAAGUGAUCAAAAUGUUCGAUCUAUGAAUUUGAGAGACAUUCGUCUGCGACUUUUGAAUGGUGUUCAAGCUGCUUACUGGGGUAUGCUUGAUGAGGGAAGGAUAACACAAAGUACUGCCAAUAUCUUGAUGCAAUCUGUGGAUGAAGCCCUUGAUCAGAUUGCAUAUGAGCCCCUUUGUGAUUGGAAGGGUUUAAAGUCUAAUGUCCAUUUUCCAAACUAUUACAAGUUCCUUCAGACAAGCGUUUUCCCUCAGAAGUUGGUUACAUAUUUCACUGUGGAAAGAUUAGAGUCCGGGUGUUACAUUUGUGCUGCAUUUCUCCGUGCACAUCGAAUUGCAAGACAGCAGCUUCAUGAGUUUAUAGGUGAUAGUGAUAUUGCUUCUACUGUAAUUAAUGAAAGUGAAGCUGAGGGUGAAGAAGCACGAAAGUUUCUAGAAGAUGUUCGUGAGACAUUUCCUCAGGUUUUGCGUGUUGUCAAAACCAGACAAGUAACAUAUUCAGUGCUCAACCAUUUAAUUGAAUAUGUCCAAAAUCUGGAGAAGGUUGGCCUGUUAGAAGAGAAAGAGAUGUUGCAUCUUCAUGAUGCUGUUCAGACCGACUUGAAAAGGCUUCUACGAAAUCCUCCUUUGUUAAAGAUUCCAAAAAUGCGGAACUUAAUCAGUGCCCAUCCAUUUCUUGGGGCACUUCCUCCUUUAGUGCGUGAACCACUUGAAGUUUCAACAAAAGAAGUGAUGAAACUACGUGGUGUAACACUUUACAAGGAAGGUUCAAAGCCUAGUGGUGUUUGGCUUAUAUCCAACGGAGUGGUAAAGUGGAUAAGUAAGAGCAUGAGAAACAAGUUCUCCUUGCACCCCACAUUUACUCAUGGAAGCACUUUGGGCCUAUAUGAAUUGCUUACUGGGAAGCCAUGCUUCUGUGACAUGAUUACAGAUUCCGUUGUUCUCUCUUUUUUUAUUGAACAUGACAAGUUUCUUUCAAUACUUAGAUCAGAUCCUUCGGUUGAAGACUUCUUGUGGCAGGAAAGUUCCAUUGUUCUUGCCAAACUUUUGCUUCCACAAGUAUUUGAGAAAAUGGAAAUGAGAGAUCUGAGAGUUCUUGUUGUUGAAAGGUCAGUAAUGACUACGCAUAUAGCAGGAGAAACAAUAGAAAUUCCACCCCAUUCUAUUGGCCUUUUGUUGGAAGGAUUUAUCAAAAGUCAUGGCAUCCAAGAGGAACUUAUAGCAUCACCUGCUGUAUUGUUCUCCUCGCACAGGAAUCCGAGCUUCCAAAAUAUGGAAAACUCAGGGAUGAGUGGUUCUAGUUUUUCUCAUCAAGGCUCCCAUUAUGAAGUUGAAACAAGAUCAAGAGUGAUCGUUUUUGACAUGGGUGCCCUUCAAUCAGAAGAAAAUCUAAAUCGGUCGUCGUCUUUUAUUCAUUCUGUUGAUCACCCUCAAAGAUCUCUAAGCAGAGAUCACUCAGGUCUUAUGAGUUGGCCUGAAAUGCUUUCUAAGCCUAGACCACCACAGAAGCAGAAAUCUGAAAGAAUUGAGCGUCCAGCUGAUAGCUUGUCUGCAAAGGCCAUGCAACUAAGCAUAUACGGUAGCAUGGUUGAUUUUCGUCAGCGGACUAAGAGUUUUCCGGGCAAUAUUGCGGAACCAUCUCAUAGCCGGUCGAAUCCUGCAAUUGGUUCACAUAAAGGUGUUUCCCUUCCAUACGUAAAAUCAGAAGGAGCUGCUACAUUGAAGAAGAGGCUUGAUGCAAGAAAGUUACCAAUAAGCAAUGUUAGACCCCCACAACAAAAAGCACUUCCUAAUGAGAGAAAUGUAAGGGAUGAUUCAAGUGAGGAAUCGGGUGGUGAGGACGAUGUGAUAGUGAGAAUUGAUUCACCAAGUGUGCUUUCGUUUCACCAGGUACCAUGAAUUUCUUUGUAAAUUAGUUUUUAGUUUUCAUCACUGAAGGUGGAGGAGUUGUUUGAAGUUAUUUAUGUUUAGCGAGCAGGGUUCUUAUACUAACUACUAGACCUAUAGGAAAUGUUUCUUUGUAUGAGGUCGGUGCCU
Molecule: messenger RNA, 3638 nt
Organism: Cucumis sativus (cucumber)
Lineage: Eukaryota; Viridiplantae; Streptophyta; Magnoliopsida; Cucurbitales; Cucurbitaceae
Gene: SOS1
Product: son of sevenless homolog 1 (Drosophila)
Biological process (GO): proton transmembrane transport
Cellular component (GO): chloroplast envelope; membrane
Molecular function (GO): sodium:proton antiporter activity
Source: RefSeq, marked provisional